Molecule: messenger RNA, 654 nt
Organism: Rasamsonia emersonii CBS 393.64
Lineage: Eukaryota; Fungi; Ascomycota; Eurotiomycetes; Eurotiales; Trichocomaceae
Product: Ribosomal protein
Exons: 4
Coding region: 1-654 (217 amino acids)
Biological process (GO): translation
Cellular component (GO): large ribosomal subunit
Molecular function (GO): RNA binding; structural constituent of ribosome
Source: RefSeq, a predicted model, not a curated record
AUGUCGAAGAUCACAGUCGCCGGAGUGCGCCAAAAUGUCAGGGAGCUUCUGGACUACUCCAACAACCAGAAGAAGAGAAACUUUCUCGAGACCGUCGAGCUCCAGAUCGGUCUGAAGAACUAUGACCCUCAGCGUGACAAGCGUUUCUCGGGCACCAUCAAGCUGCCCUCCAUCCCUCGCCCGGGAAUGACUGUCUGCAUUCUCGGUGACCAGCACGACCUCGACCGUGCCAAGCACCUGGGCAUUGACUCCAUGUCCGCUGAGGACCUGAAGAAGCUGAACAAGAACAAGAAGCUCAUCAAGAAGCUGGCUCGCAAGUACGAUGCCUUCCUUGCCUCCGACGGUCUCAUCAAGCAGAUUCCUCGUCUCCUGGGACCCGGUCUGUCGAAGGCCGGUAAAUUCCCGACCCCCAUCUCUCACAGCGAGGACAUGGCCAACAAGGUCAACGAGGUCAAGUCCACCAUCAAGUUCCAGCUGAAGAAGGUGCUCUGCUUGGGUGUUGCUGUUGGCAACGUUGCCAUGACCGAGGAUGAGCUCAUCUCCAACAUCAUGCUUGCCAUCAACUACCUGGUCUCCCUGCUGAAGAAGGGCUGGCAGAACGUCGGCAGCCUUGUCAUCAAGGCUUCCAUGUCUCCUCCCAAGCGCCUCUACUAA